AUGUCGUUUUUUUCAAAUGCAUUCUCAAUUAAAAAAAGUAAACCACGAAAAUAUGUGUCAAGAAGUCCACUUAAAUUACCUGCAGAUGAAAUGUUUCGUGAGUUGGGUCCAAAAUGUGAGGUAAUUAAUGUUAAGGUUGCAGAUAAAAAAAUUAUUUUUGAUACCGAAAAUGGUGAUUGGAAUACAGCUGGUGCAGAAAGUCUUGGUGGAAUAGCAUCGAGUGCUAGUGCACAAAAAAUUCGAAAACAAGUUGAUGUAUUAAAAGAAGAAAAUAAUAUGUUAAAACUUAAAGUUGAUGUUUUAUUAAAUCUUGUUGCUGAAUUUGUUGCUGAAUUAACACCAUCUCAACGAUAG
Rotaria sordida is the source of this 354-nucleotide messenger RNA. The record is from the annotation of a GenBank genome assembly. NCBI's taxonomy places the organism in Eukaryota, Metazoa, Rotifera, Eurotatoria, Philodinida, Philodinidae.